AUGCCCGGAUUACUUGACGGAGUACCCAACUCCAAAAAGAGGAAGAAAGAAUCUUCGGAACCCAAACAGCAAUCGUCCAAGCGGCGGGUUGUGGCAGAUGAGGACAAGGAGGACAAGAACAAGAUACAGCAGUUGGAAGAUCAGAUAACUGAGUCGCGGAAGUACUAUAACAACAUUGUGACCCUGCUAUCCCUCUUUAUCACCGAAUAUGCUGCUAAGUCGCCCAAUCUUACUGCUGCGGUUUCCCUCUGUAGGGUGUUCUGCCGCCUAAUGGCAGGAGGCCAAUUGAUCAAAUCCAAGGAUGCCAGUGAACAGGACUUGAUACUGGUCGCAUGGCUGAAGGAGAGAUAUCAGGAGUACCAGAAUGGCUUGAUUAAUAUUCUCAAACAUGGGGAGGCACCAGCUCAAAUUGCCGCGCUCUCCCUUUUCAUGCGCUUGAUCAAGGAACAGUCAGUCAAUGGAGGAACUGGAGCUGAAAUAGGGGUGUGGAAGGGGCCCUGCUUUUAUGGCUUAAUUGCAGCUCUCAUUGAAGCCCAAGAUGGAGAACGAGUACGGUCGGAAUUCAUCAAGAAGUUCCUAAACGAAUACCAUGAUGUAGCUAUUUAUACGCUUCUUCAGCUCUCGGAGUUUACCACAACAAAUAGCUCUCCCAAAUCCAUAGAUACGGUGAUAUCCCUCCUAUCCGCUCUCGGCCAACCGCCACCACCAGACCACGAAUUUGAGAACUUCUACACCAACAUAUCAGCUUUCGGUCAAAAGCAUAAGUCAAACCUUCUUUCUGUACCUGCUUAUAAACAACGCGUCCAAGCGACGUGGCUCACGGUUUUGCGAAGUAAUGCCCUAAAAGAAAAGCAAAGAAAAACUCUCCUCCGUCUUAUGUCCCAUCUCAUCGCCCCCUGGUUCCUCAAACCAGAGAUGCUCAUGGACUUCCUUACGGAUUCUUACAACCACGGCGGCUCCACCUCUCUCCUCGCCCUUUCAGGGCUCUUCUACCUAAUCCAAGAGAAGAAUCUGGAUUAUCCACAAUUCUACCCCAAACUAUAUUCUCUCCUGGAUGCCGACCUCCUCCACUCAAAGCACCGUUCCCGCUUCUUUCGCCUCCUCGACACCUUCUUGUCCUCGUCCCAUCUCCCCGCAACCUUAGUCGCAAGCUUCAUAAAGCGGCUAUCCAGACUCGCGCUUAAUGCGCCCCCGGCUGCCAUCGUCGCUAUCAUCCCCUGGAUCUACAACCUCAUGAAAUCCCACCCAACCUGUACCUUCAUGCUGCACCGCGUGAUCCAUGAUGAUGAGGACUCCCAAUCAAAGCUGCAAACACACGGCAUGACCGACCCAUUCGAUCCCAUGGAGCCAGAUCCAACCCGCACCGGCGCUCUAGAAAGCAGUCUCUGGGAAAUCGAAACGCUGCAAGCGCACUACCAUCCCAAUGUAGCGUCGCUGGCGAAGAUCAUCUCGGAACAGUUUACAAAGCAGGCGUAUAACCUUGAGGAUUUCUUGGAUCAUUCAUACCAAGCCAUGAUGGGGAUGGAGCUGGGGACGGAGGAGAGGGGGUUUAGAAAGGCGCCAGUGGUGGAGUUCCAGAUUCCAAAGAGGAUUUUUACGGACCGAUUAUUGGAGGAGGAUGGGAACGUGGAUAAGGAAGUUGGGGCAUUGGUGAGGUGCUUGUGGGAUUUCAAGUAA
Messenger RNA from Histoplasma capsulatum G186AR, 1677 nucleotides. RefSeq names its product CBF/Mak21 family. The record is from RefSeq and is a predicted model, not a curated record. The coding region runs from base 1 to 1677 and encodes 558 amino acids. The transcript is spliced from 3 exons. Lineage: Eukaryota; Fungi; Ascomycota; Eurotiomycetes; Onygenales; Ajellomycetaceae. Gene Ontology annotation, cellular component: nucleolus; small-subunit processome; Noc4p-Nop14p complex. Gene Ontology annotation, biological process: ribosome biogenesis.